Molecule: messenger RNA, 588 nt
Organism: Oppiella nova
Lineage: Eukaryota; Metazoa; Arthropoda; Arachnida; Sarcoptiformes; Oppiidae
Source: the annotation of a GenBank genome assembly
AACGCUCACGCGUGCAUAACCGGGAAGCCGAUUAAUCAGGGAGGCAUACACGGCCGGGUCUCCGCCACCGGACGGGGUGUUUUCCACGGAAUCGAUAACUUCAUAAACGAGGCCUCGUUCAUGUCAAUGAUUGGCGUCACUCCCGGUUGGGGUGGAAAGACAUUCAUCGUUCAGGGCUUUGGUAACGUAGGCCUCCACUCCAUGCGCUACUUGGAUAGAGCGGGCGCUCGAUGUAUCGGUAUCAUUGAGAGGGACGGCAGUAUUUUCAACCAAAAUGGCAUCGAUCCCAAGGAGUUGGAGGAAUGGAAGCUGAAUAACAACGGAUCGAUUGUAGGCUUUCCUAACUCCCAGCCCUAUGAGGGCGAGAAUCUAAUGUACGAGAAGUGCGAUAUUCUGGUGCCAGCGGCCACUGAAAAGGUCAUCACCAAAGAUAACGCACACAAACUUCAGUGCAAAAUCAUAGCCGAGGCGGCCAACGGUCCGACCACACCGGCAGCCGAUAAGAUACUUAUUGGACGUAAUAUUCUUAUUAUACCCGACCUAUACAUCAACGCUGGAGGUGUGACCGUCUCAUACUUUGAAUGGCUU